AUCGUAGAACUGCAGAUUUGCAAUGGGUGCUCUCAGGGGGGCCCCGUCUUUGCGUUGGCUCUGCAUCCUCUUGGUGCUAGUGGGGCUGGCUCCCCUCGCUGCUGCUCAGUUCUGGUGGGCUUGGGGUCAGGAAGAAACCACAACUGCGAUGAUGCCAACAACCCCCAAAGCCACGGAAGCAGAUGUGGAAGAACCCACUGAGAAAACGGUCCUGAGCACCCCCACCCUUUGGGACACACCAGGGACAUUUACAGAGGAGGUGGCGGUUUCCUCUGAAGCAACAACACCAGGCCUGGCUACCUCUGCAGCUGACAAGGAGGAAGUGUUUCCUGGCAUGGAUUUUCCCUUUCAAACCACCCUUGAAGGCAGCACCGAGGAUGAAGAUGAUGAAUUUUUACACAGCCUAGUAACAGCACUGGGGAAGGGGGUGUCAACUGGGCUGGAAGAUGCAAAACCCACAAUGUCUUCAGUUCACCAAACCACAAUCCGGGGAGACUCUGAGACAAAAGAGGCAAAGCCAGUGACUGAAGAAUCAUGGUGGCCUCCGGUGACUGUUACAAAGCGGCAUCCUCAGAAGGCUGAAGAGGACCCACAUGUCUCGACUCCUGGUGUUCACCAAACCGGGGGCAGGGGAGACUCUGUGGCAAAAGAGGUGAAACCUCAACUCUUGGUUCCUUUAGUUCACCAGACCGUGGUCAGGGGGGACUCUGUGGCAAAAGAGGAGAUUACGAAAGAGGAAACCUCAUCCAUUUCCCCUCCCAAGACAGCCACUGCCUCCAUUAUUGGGAUGCAUAAUCUUUCCCAGUGUGUCUGUCCGGCAACACCAGGCCCUCGUGGUGCAAAGGGAGACAAAGGUGACCAGGGUCCUCCAGGAGAAAGAGGACUUUCUGGGGAAAGAGGGCUAGCAGGCAAUCCAGGCCAACCGGGACCUCCAGGACCCCCGGGACCACCAGGCCAGUCCCUUCCAGGAGCACCAGAAUGUGGUGGUGCCAAUGGUGGAAAUGAAAAGGGGGGCAGCAUCAUGGAAGGGCCCCCUGGUCCAAUGGGCUACCCAGGUCUUCCUGGACCUCCAGGAUACCCUGGUCAGGAAGGACCCCAAGGGCCCCCUGGCCUUCCAGGGCACGAAGGUCAGCAAGGUACUCCAGGCCUCCCUGGCACACCUGGCCAGCCUGGCUCACCUGGAUCCACAGGGCCUGCAGGCAUUCCGGGGCCAAUGGGGGCAGAGGGAAUUCCUGGAGCCAUGGGCCCUGAAGGGCACCCAGGACUUCCAGGCCACAUGGGGCCACCAGGACCACCAGGCACCCCCGGGCAGAAAGGGCCUCCAGGACGAGAAGGGCUUCCAGGGAAGGACGGGCCAAAGGGUGAGAAAGGUGAGGUUGGCCUACAGGGCCCUCUUGGCAAUCCAGGUGUGAAAGGUGAAAUGGGGCCUCAGGGUGUACCUGGGCCCAUGGGUCCUCCUGGUGAGAAUCAGUGCAACACUCAUGCAAGAGUUCCUGGGCCUCCAGGUCCUAAGGGUGAAAAAGGAGAACCUGGAGAACGGGAUUGCUGCAACUGCCCUGGAGCAACAAAAGCUGACUCUGACUCCUGGACACCUUUUACCUAUCAAGAGAAUGGCAAAGGAGACCUUGAGAUAUAUGGCUCAGUUGCCAGCCGUGGUCCUCCAGGCCCCGCAGGAAAUCCUGGCAUGCCUGGGCCCCCAGGCCCUCCUGGACCACCGGGAGUUAUUUACCUUAAUAGGGUGAUCCCUAUCCCACCCAGGAGGCACUGCAAGCAACCGUUGAUCCAAGACCCAUCUUUGGAUUCAGAUGAUGGACUUUCUUUGAAGGAUUCUUCCAAUGAAAACCAGUAUGGGUUUAAGCACUCCACGUGGAUCUUCAAGUCAAAAGAGCUGAUGUUCAAAUCGGCCUCCUCCAUUCCUGAAGGCAGCUUGGUCUACGUCAGUGAAGGGAAUGAAGCUUUCUUCCGAACCCCCAAGGGAUGGAGCAGGCUUCUGCUGGAGGAUUCAGAGUCUUUACUGGUUGGAGAUGACCCUUCGGUGUCUACAGAGAGAAAUCAGGUCCAAAAUGACAAGAGCCAAGCAACCGUCAAGACAGUACCACCUAGCAUCCCCCAGAGGAUCCCUUCACUCCGCCUAGUGGCCCUCAACAUUCCCCUGACCGGUAGUAUGAAUGGGAUUGGUGGCGCUGACCUGCGGUGCUAUCGGCAGUCACAGGAGGCGAAGCUGCGUGGAACUUUCCGGGCCUUCCUGUCAUCAUCCACUCAAAGCCUAGUCUCCAUCGUGAAGAGAACUGACAGGAGCCUGCCUAUUGUCAACCUUAAGGGCCAGCUGCUGGCAAAGAGUUGGAAUUCACUCUUCAGUAGUGCUGCUCGUUUCAGUUCCCCAAAGUCCCCCAUCUACACAUUCAGUGGGCGCAAUGUCAUGACAGAUCCUAUGUGGAGACAAAAGGCAGUCUGGCAUGGUGUCAAACAACUGGGAGGCCAGGCCGAAAAUCAAGACUGUCAGGAGUGGCGAACAGCCUCCAGCCAGUCCAAAGGCCUUGCUUCACCUCCAGCCGGAGGCAAGUUCCUCACAGCGGAUGCACAUAGCUGCUCCGACUCCCUGGUUGUUCUGUGCGUGGAAAACGCCUUCUGAGAUGUGAGCGCAGCUUCAGAUCAGCAAGGAACAGCAGGAGCCAGUUGCUACAAAGGCUGGAUCAGGAUGAACGAAAUAAGCCUUUGACCCUUAAGACACAUGAGGUGGAAAAUGCAGGUACCUAUCCUUCCACCCCAGCUGGG
This is a messenger RNA of Lacerta agilis (Sand lizard), 2775 nucleotides long. Its product is annotated as collagen alpha-1(XVIII) chain-like. Lineage: Eukaryota; Metazoa; Chordata; Lepidosauria; Squamata; Lacertidae. The coding region runs from base 23 to 2632 and encodes 869 amino acids. The transcript has 26 exons. The record is from RefSeq and is a predicted model, not a curated record.